CAUUAUUGAAAAGCAUGAUCUUAUGAUUAAUAAACCCGCCAUUGAAAUAUAUUUUCUUUUUUUCUUUUUAAGUUGUUUUCUCUCCCUCUUUUUAUAAAAAAACAAUUGUCAUUUAUGUUGAUUUUUUAUUGGCUCGUGACCUAUUCUGUGCUGAAAGAUGGAUUCAAUUCAUUUCCCUCUUUUUCAUUCUCCACCUUCCUCUCAUUUCUUUUUUCCCUUUUCAUAUAUAAAAUAUACCAAAAAAGAUCUUUGCCAUGUGGAUAUUCAUCCUCUUAUUUAUUUUACUCAUAGUAUUAGGUUUCAUUUUUCGUCGAAAACUUGUAGACUUGGCAUCCAAAGCAGCCGAUCAAACGAAUAGAUUCCUUGGUUAUCACCUGUUACCCACCAAUAUUGGUUCAUUCGAAGAUGAUAUUGAAGAUGGUUUAACUAGUUCGCAAUUUGACUUGACCAACAACUUGACUGAACAAGAAACAAGAGCUGGUUUGAAGGACAAGGAAGAAAUCCUCAAGAUUAUGAAACGCCAGAACGUCUCUUUUGACCAAGCAAGACUUAUUCGCCAACAAAAACUUUUGAAAAAGAACAAUAUUGAUCCUGCUACUGGUUUACCUUUGGAUCCCAAGUUUGUUUCUUUUGGUUCGUCUUCUGCUUCAUAGUCAUCCUAUAUCUAUUACAUAUUCACACAAAAGUCAACAUAUUCUCUCUCUCUCUUUUUUUUUUUGUCAUCCGUAUAUAUCUACCAAAAUUAUUUCCUUAGUUUAUUUCCAUUUUGUAAAACCAAUAAACAU
This is a messenger RNA of Halteromyces radiatus, 785 nucleotides long. RefSeq lists its product as uncharacterized. Bases 255 to 653 code for a protein of 132 amino acids. The record is from RefSeq and is a predicted model, not a curated record. Lineage: Eukaryota; Fungi; Mucoromycota; Mucoromycetes; Mucorales; Cunninghamellaceae. The transcript is spliced from 3 exons.